GGCCGUUCUAGGGGGCAGCCCCCUCUUCUCCGCGCACGUCCGCCUGAGGCGAGCGAAGGGCCGUGAGCGCGGCGAGAUCCCAGCCCCAGCUCUGAGAUGAUGGGAUUGGGGAACACGCGCCGCAGCAUGAAGUCAUCACCCCUCGUGCUGGCUGCCCUGGUGGCGUGCAUCAUCGUCUUAGGCUUCAACUACUGGGUGGCGAGCUCCCGGAGUGUGGAUCUCCAGACGCGGAUCGUGGAGCUGGAGGGCAGGGUCCGCAGGGCGGCCGCAGAGAGAGGUGCCGUGGAGCUGAAAAAGAACGAGUUCCAGGGAGAGCUGGAGAAGCAGCGAGAGCAGCUCGACAAGAUCCAGUCGAGCCACAGCAUCCAGCUGGAGAGCGUCAACAAGCUGUACCAGGACGAAAAGGCGGUGUUAGUGAAUAAUAUCACCAUGAGCGAGAAACUCAUCAGAGUCCUGCAAGACCAGCUAAAGGCCCUGCAGAGGAAUUAUGGCAAGCUGCAGCAGGAGGUUCUGCAGUUCCAGAAGAACCAGACCAACCUGGAGAGGAAGUUCUCCUACGACCUGAGCCAGUGCAUCAGUCAGAUGAAAGAGGCAAAGGAACUGUGUGAGGAGCGGAUAGAAGAGGUCACCAGGAAGGGAGGUGAGGCUGCAGCACCCAGAGACCGGAGUGUCAACAAAGGCCAAAGUCAGCAGCUCCAAGGCGUCAGCGAGCCUCAGCCCAGGCUGCAGGAAGCAGGCCUGCCACAGGCAGAUGUGCCACAGAAGAACAGAAACGUGCCCAGCACCAGCGAGGUCCAGACACCAGCCCCCAGUUUCAAGGUGGCUUUGGACUUGAAGAGAGGAGAUGAGAAAGAGGAAACCAAUGAGAUCCAGGUCGGCAGCGAGGAAGAGCCUCGGAAGGACAGCCUGGGGCUGCCGCAGGAGCCGGGACGAGGGCAGGCUGCGGGCGACAAACCCGUGGGUGCCACAGGCCUCGGGGGAGCCCGAGAACUUGGCCAGACCCCACAGGUGCCAGCUGUGCCGUUGGAGAGCCAGGAGAAUCAGCAGACUGAGGGUGCUGAGCGGAACCAGCGUCUCGUCCCUGACGGGCAGGAGGGGCAGGAGGAGCAGGAUGUGGCCACGGAAGGCAGAAACCAGCCAAAACUGGGAGGCAGUGACUACAACAUCGAUGAAAACGAGGCGGAAUCCGAAACAGACAAGCAGGCAGCCCUUGCGGGGCAGGACAGAAAUGCAAAUGUUUAUAAUGCUGAAGAUCAGAAAAGACAUCAUAAAUUUACUUGAUCAGCGUGAAAAGCAGAAUCAUACACAUUGAAUCAAACCGGAAUCACGUACUUCACAUCAGGACUGAACAGAGAUCACUGCACAAUAUCCAUGAGGGACUGAAUACUCAAAACUAUGAAGUGUACUGAGUAAAACGUACAUUUAAAGCUGAUGAUUGUGGUGUUUUAGUAUGUAUGUUAUGUAGGAAAAAUGGGACUUUUUGACAGCUUUUUGAAAUGUCUAUAAUGUCAAGAUCUGUUGAAAUUUUUUGGCUGAUGGGUGUUUCAUGAGAAGAUUAACACCAAAAACAGAAUCCACAUUCUCCAAGUAUGAUGACAGGGCGCCUUUAUUCUGGAAUGUAACUGUGUAAACACAAGCAGCCCGGAGGAAGGGCCAUCUCUGGCUGCGCAUCGACAGCUCUUGUCCGCAGGCUGUGUGCCGAGCGCCCACUGAGCGACAGGUACGUGCUCCUGUGCCCCAUUUCCGAGUCUGACAGUCGGCAGCCUAGUGUGGUGACUUAACACAAACAAGUCUAAAUACAGAGCUGUUUUGUGGGAGAAUUGUAAAAAGACUGCUUGUAUAAUAGCCGUUGUCAUUCUUAAUGUUCAAAACACUAUUAAGUGACUUGUAAUUUGAACAUCUGUGAUCUGUAUUUACUCUGUUUCAUGUGUGUGGGCAAAGCAAAAUCUUCUCGAAUAACUACAUAUUACCCAGAAAAGGAAUGAGUGGAUUAGACUUUUGACAAAAUAGGGGCCAAAAUGGAGCUGACACCAGCACACGUGCGGCGGAGCCUGGUGAGGCACAGCAUUGUGAGGACGGGUUUGUCGUGGACACAUCUGUGCCUACUUUAUUACCAAAAGAGAAAGUUAAUUGAUACUGAAGGACAUAUUCAGUGUCACAAACUGGGAAUGUUUAGAAAGACAAGAGAAUGCAGUUCUUUUUGUCAUAGUUUACACAGCUUAUGGUAAAUGACUCACAAAAGUGAUUUAACAAUCAAAAGAAUGUUAAUUUUGAAAGUGAUUAUUUAAUCAUAAUUCAGAAUAACAAUGGCUUUAGUUUUGACGAGUCGGUUCUCACCAUUUAUGGUAAAUAGGAUUUUACCACUUGCAGAUGACUGGGAAAGUCACUACUGACUUACCAAACGGUAAUAAGGACUUGCUAAAGGAUAAGGGGAGGCCUCAGUGUUUGAGAGGCAAGGGCCUAGAGAUCAAUCACGUGGCAUAACCCGUGGUUUUCAGAGGAAAAUGGGGCCCAGAGAAGCCAGUAGCUUCCUGCUGGUGAACAGAGCGCUGGCCACAGCAGGGUGCCGGCUGUUUGCGUUUCCCACUUGAAUGUUCUUCAUGUACGACCUCCUUCUCCUAGUCACUAAGACUAGACUUUUCCAUGCAGAAAAGGCAACUGGAAAAGGGUAGGAAAGUAGCUUUAUGAGAUUUUACCUAAGUCCUUUUCGAAGCUCCCUUUGUGUUCCAGUCUUGGGUUGAUAUGAAUUCUCCUCUUUUCUCAAUUAACGGACUAAAGUCCCUCUUUAGUGUGCACAGUUUCUGAAAAAUGAAGUACUGUGUUCAGCUUUUAAAACUGUUUUCACUGUUUUUAGCUGUUUUCCCUUCAUCACCUACAGGAUCCCUAAAGAAUCAGCUUUUAAGUCGUAGAUGAAGGCUGGUGGUUUGCUGUAAACCUUCUGUGGAAUGAAAUGGGAUUUCAGUAUAAAUAAAACGUAACCACAAUGCUGCACGGGGCCCGCAGGCCAUGUGCUCAGUGCACACACUGCACUCUUCCUCCAGGCAGCCAUGCAUGCACACUGGCUUCCCUUGUGAUCCUGGGCACAAUUGGUCAAGACACCAAUGGCUGUGUCUACAAAAGGAAAACGCCUUUGUAACAAGUUCCCAAUAGAUAUCAAACCCCUAGCCUUGGUCUUUUGGUUUUAUACAAAAUUAAAUCAGGAGCUAUUCCUUAUUAAAAUUAAAUUCUUGGUGUAAGCCAUUUAAUUUACACCUUCCUCUACACUCUCAAAUGGUGUGUAGACAGGAGUGCUGGGAUUAUUCAUUUAAUCUUCUUUCCUGCAAACAGGACUGUAUUAUCUGAAGAUUCCUUAAGUAUGUAGAUUAGAUUUCACAAGUAAUCUACUCACUGCACAUAACGUACUUCUGUGUGAUGGAAUUUGAGAAAUAAACCAUUAGCUGUUAAUUCAGUAUGCUGUUAUUAAAUAACUAGACUGGUAACUGGCAUGUUUUAAUUUGUAACUGUUUAUCUGAUCACAGUAGAAACUGAAAUGCUGGGAGUGAAUUGUGAAUCCAGGCUCAUUGAGGGCCCAUGGGGACUGGUCCACUCACUAUGUAUUUUACUUAAGACUUAAUUAUAAAUGAUAAUUUAUGGGACACUGACUUCUAACACUUGUUUCUGAAAUGAAUUUUAGAAAAAAUAAAUUUAAAAAAGGUUCUGUUAA
This is a messenger RNA of Galeopterus variegatus (Sunda flying lemur), 3703 nucleotides long. RefSeq names its product golgi membrane protein 1 (gene GOLM1). Lineage: Eukaryota; Metazoa; Chordata; Mammalia; Dermoptera; Cynocephalidae. The record is from RefSeq and is a predicted model, not a curated record. Gene Ontology annotation, cellular component: Golgi apparatus. Bases 97 to 1281 code for a protein of 394 amino acids. The transcript is spliced from 10 exons.